AGACAAUACGUACUUCCCCACUAGUCACCAGUUCAUUUGUACUUCUGGCCUUCGGCCGCUUAUAACCUUCCGAGUUCCGGCCACCUGACUAGAAAUUCCCGUGAAAUAAUGGCCGGAGUUCUUAACUUCCGACCGACACCAGUUCUCCGAUUACCUUCGUCCUCUAGAAAACCUAACAAUAAGGUUUCGCUCAGAGUUGCGGCCGAGCUUUCAGAAACCUCUCUCCCUUCUUCUUCUGCUUCUGUCAGCACAGAAGAAAGACUUAACAACAUAUCUCCAACUAUAUCUCCUCCUCCCAAUUUCAAGCCUCCCCAGCCAAAGCGGUUCGCAGUUCGCCCUGACAAGAUUUUCGACAUACUCGGGGCUUCUCUCGCUUUGAUAUUUCGUCUAGGAACUGGAGUUUUUGUUUCGGGGUAUUCUGCAUCUUUUGUAUCUUCUGAUGAGAUUCCCCCGGGCCAGUAUGCACUAGAAAUUGCAGGUUUCAAGGUGAAAGAGACCUCAAAAUUAGGCCCUCGUCCAGAGAAGCCUAUUGAGAUCUAUGAAUUUGAAAGCUGUCCAUUCUGUCGGAAGGUUAGGGAAAUUGUAGCUGUCUUGGAUCUUGAUGUUCUGUUUUAUCCUUGUCCAAGAAAUGGUCCAAAUUUUCGUCGCAGAGUUGCUCAGAUUGGUGGAAAACAGCAAUUCCCUUACAUGGUGGAUCCAAACACUGGUGUAUCGAUGUAUGAAUCAGAUGAUAUAAUUAAAUAUUUGGUUGGGAAAUAUGGUGAUGGGACAAUCCCUUUGAUGCUGUCACUUGGGCUACUAACCAGCUUUGCCAUGAUUGGUCGUAUGGGAAAGGGAACAUCAUAUUCUCCUUCAAAACUGCCCCCUAAACCACUUGAAUUAUGGGCCUAUGAGGGAUCUCCCUUCUGCAAAGUUGUACGUGAAGUUCUGGUUGAAUUAGAGUUGCCACACCUGCUUCGAUGCUGUGCUCGUGGCAGCCCAAAACGGCAGAUACUAUAUCGGCAAGCAGGGCAUUUUCAGGUACCUUAUUUAGAGGAUCCCAACACUGGAGUAAAAAUGUUUGAAAGUGCAGAAAUUGUAGAGUACCUCAGAGCAACUUAUGCUCUUCCCUAAGAAUAGCUUGCCUAUAGAAUUUGAGGUUACUUGUGCACUUGUAUAUGAUUCACCAUAUACUUAUGAACAUUUUUACAUGUAAGUAUUGAUGAUAAGAAAAAAGGUCCUUCUACAAGCUUCACUAUGAUUAAUAUAGUAAUGUUUCACCCCUCAUCAAAUGAUAUCCUUGAUCUUAGUGUAUUUAGUGAAGUAGGUUUUCACACGCAUAGGCUCAUAUGUAUGAAUCCUGUACAUUAACAGCAGCUGGUUUUACAAUGCAUAGAGAAAAUAAACCUUCAAUCUUCUCUAGUGGAGGAGACAAGUGUUGGUUUAUAUUGAAAA
This is a messenger RNA of Nelumbo nucifera (sacred lotus), 1434 nucleotides long. Its product is annotated as Thioredoxin family protein. NCBI's taxonomy places the organism in Eukaryota, Viridiplantae, Streptophyta, Magnoliopsida, Proteales, Nelumbonaceae. Gene Ontology annotation, cellular component: chloroplast. The record is from RefSeq and is a predicted model, not a curated record.